Molecule: messenger RNA, 2664 nt
Organism: Pyrenophora tritici-repentis Pt-1C-BFP
Lineage: Eukaryota; Fungi; Ascomycota; Dothideomycetes; Pleosporales; Pleosporaceae
Source: RefSeq, a predicted model, not a curated record
AUGGCGUAUCAACAGCAACAGCAAGCCAGCAACUACGCGCACCCGCAACAGCAGUACCAGGCCGCCGGUCGACCAAGUCAGCGACAGCAGCAGCAGCAGUAUCAGGGCUACGACGACCACUAUGACCAGCAAUAUUAUGAUCAUGGUUAUGACCAGCAGGGCCAGGAGCAAUGGGGCAACGGCCAUUAUGACCAACAAGGAAAUUGGGGAAAUGGACAGCAACAUGACGGGUACCAAGACAUGAACGCCGGUUACAGACAAGCCCCACCGAAUCAGCGUCGUGCGCCGCCACCGCAGCAACUUUCACAGCAACAGCAAUAUUACCAGGAAGACGCAUACAACAACCCAUACUACGAACAAUCACCACCGCCGCAGAAUCAAGCAAGACGUCCGCCUCCUCAGAACCCACGCGCUCAGCAGCAGGCCUACAAUGAGCCACCACAGCAGCGACAAGACCCACGGGGCAGAGGAGCAGGUCGAGGAGAUGGGCCUCCACACCAAGGACGAGGGGGAAUGAGAGCUCCAGGCCUGGACCGUUCGUUACUGAACAUGCCAGCCCCCAAAAGCCUUCCUCAAGACAACCCUUUCCCGACUUUCCCCACGCAAAAACCCAACCAAGGAGCCCACCAAACCGCCAUCGACCAGGGCAUGGCACAGAUGAACAUCAGCGACAACGGGCCGCAGGCGGCAACUAGGGGUCCGCCAGGGCGUGGGCAACCCAUAGCACAACAGAAUCGGGCUAUGCCGCAGCCAAGGCCAGGUGUCAAUGCCCGCCAGGAUUCAGGCAACUUUGAGAGCCAGAAUCAGCGCCAGGCCUCGAACCGGAUGCCACCAGGUCAGCGGCCAUCUCCGGCAAACGUUGAUACUAGCCGAGGACAGCUUCCGCACCGCGUUUCCGAUCCCAUGUCUCCUUCACGGCGAGCCUUUGGUCCCAACACACAACGUUCAGUGACGAUGCCCCAGUCUCUGCCAAACGGAGGUCAAGCAGGCGGUUACGACGGCUACCAGGACUUUGCUAAUCCUGGUGCUGCGCCUGGCUACUAUGGUCCUGGUUCGCCAACCUAUGUCCCGCCCAGGCCUUCGACUGCCGGUGGAGUGAGACAGAAUGGGCCACCGAUCCAGCAUGGACAAAGGCCCCCGAUGCCGCAAAUGCCAUCCCAGCAACAGCAUUCACGACCACAGCAGCAAUACCCCCCGCAAAAUCAACAACAAGCUCCAAACCAGUAUCAACAGGCACAAGCCGACGAACAGGAGGGGCUCAACACCUUCUACGACGACUACUACGGUGAACCCGAUCGCAAGAGCUUAAAUUCCGCAAUAGAUAUGCCCGACUUUGACGCCAUACCAGAAACGGACAACAAGCAUCGUAGAGGUGAUUCAAUUGAUAAACACCUAUCUCCCAACUACAACAAACCCGCUUAUGCACCUGCCGCCUCCGCCGGGCCUAAUGGCGCAUCCCAGGGUCAAAUGCUGAGAAGUCGAUCCCAGCCCGAUCUUAAUGGCCAGUACGCAAAUGCCGCACACCAGGUAGCUCCAGAUGCUCCUCCAAUGCCAGGUUUGCCCAGGGCAAAUACUGGAUUCGCUGGUCCGAAUGGCUUACCAAAUGCCUCUCGAGCGCGUGGGCCACCCCAAAGAGGUAUGACAACAGACGCUGACGCACGAACGAAGAACAAAAAUCGGGAAAAGUUCACCCAGGAAGCCUACAAGAUUAUUAAGAAGCUCGUCAGCGCCGGUUCUCCGGAUGCCAUGUUCUACCUUGCAGACUGCUACGGCCAAGGACUCCUCGGUCUCCAGGUUGACACCAAAGAGGCAUUCACGCUUUAUCAAUCGGCCGCUAAAGGUGGCCAUGCAGCAAGUGCGUAUCGUACAGCUGUCUGCUGUGAGAUGGGUCAUGAAGAGGGUGGUGGAACAAAGAAGGAUCCAGUCAAGGCCGUGCAGUGGUAUCGUCGUGCAGCCACACUGGGCGACACACCUGCGAUGUACAAGAUGGGUAUGAUUCUUCUCAAAGGACUCUUGGGCCAACAGAAGAAUGUUGGUGAAGCCAUCACUAUGCUCAAGCGAGCUGCUGAGCGCGCCGAUCGAGAUAAUCCACAUGCGCUUCACGAGCUAGCACUCAUCUACGAGGCGCAAACUGGCAGCGAACGCGCAAUCCGAGACGAAGCAUACUCACUACGGCUAUUCCGUCAAGCAGCUGACCUUGGGUACAAAUUCUCUCAAUUCCGUCUCGGACAAGCUUACGAAUACGGGCUGCUUGGCUGUCCAAUUGACGCGCGCACAAGUAUCGCUUGGUAUACCAAAGCUGCUGCCCAGGAAGAACACCAGAGUGAGCUCGCACUGUCAGGUUGGUACUUGACAGGUACCUCCGGUAUUCUUGAACAAAGUGACACCGAAGCCUUUCUCUGGGCGCGUAAGGCGGCCUGUGCAGAGCCACCGUUACCAAAGGCGCUUUUCGCCAUGGGUUAUUUCACAGAAGUGGGUAUAGGGUGUCCACGGAGUCUUGACGAGGCGAAACGGUGGUAUGGAAGAGCUGCUGCGUACAAAUUCCCCAAAGCACAAGAGCGCCUUGAAGAGCUCAAGCGUGGUGGUAGCAAAGUACAGAUGAAGCGUGAACGCCUUAGCAGGACAAACCAGAAGCAACAGGAAGAGAAUUGUGUUGUCAUGUAG